Diabrotica virgifera virgifera (western corn rootworm) is the source of this 6672-nucleotide messenger RNA. RefSeq lists its product as uncharacterized. The transcript is spliced from 6 exons. Gene Ontology annotation, cellular component: chitin-based extracellular matrix. Lineage: Eukaryota; Metazoa; Arthropoda; Insecta; Coleoptera; Chrysomelidae. Gene Ontology annotation, molecular function: structural constituent of chitin-based larval cuticle. Bases 111 to 2039 code for a protein of 642 amino acids. The record is from RefSeq and is a predicted model, not a curated record.
AAAAAAAUGUGUUAAUACCCCACUUUUAAAUAUGGGAAUAUAAAAGUUAUUUCUUUAUUUUUUAAGACAGUAAUGUUUGGAGUUUUGGCAGUGAGUGGGUUUUUGUAGUUAUGUAUUUUGAAAAAAUUAGCAUAUUUUUUAUUUUGGUGGUUCUAAUAACAAACGAAACAUCAGCUGGAGAUGAUGAUUAUAACGUUUUACAUACAGAUGGCGCCUACGAAUUUGGUUACAAUAAUCCCGAUUCAUACCAUUAUGCACAAGCUAACAGAAAUAACGUAGUAAAGGGUGAGUUUGGAGGAAGAAACCCCAAAACCGGUGCGAUAGACAGUACAAUUUAUACAGCUGGACCAAGAGGUUUUAGACCCAGAGGUAAAAAUGUCGUCCGAAAGUACGAUUUAAGUCAGGCUGGACCGAGACCAGUAGGCUCCCGUUACGAUCCUUAUUUUGAUCCGUAUGAAGAUCCAAGCUAUAGUUUCUCCUUUAGAACCAGAACUUAUAACAGAGAUGAAAAUGCCAAUAGAUUAGGAGAUGUAACCGGAAGGUAUUCCUAUACAGACGACGUAGGAGAGAGACAUAAUGUCGAAUAUAUUGCUGGUAAAAACACAGGGUUCCAUGUUAAGACUCCCUUUCCUGAUUCAAAUCCAAAAGCUUAUGGUCCGCUAUAUUUUAGAGGAAGGGGAAGACCUAUACCAAGGGGAAGAACUUCAAUUCAAAGAGGACUCGAUGGAAGCUAUAAAUUUGUAUCAGCCGGUCCUGACCAAAGACGAACUGAAACCAGUGAUGCUACUGGUCAUGUACGAGGAUCCUAUACAUAUCUUGAUGACAAAGGGGUGCAGCAUUCAGUUCAUUAUAUCGCAGGACCAGAGACUGGAUACAGAGUUCUGAAAACCGUUAAAGGACCACAUUUACCCACUGUGUUUCCCUUUAAUCGUCCAGAUAUAAUUCCUCCAGAUUUCUACGACUACAACGACAAAGACGUUUUCGAUACUGCUGCUAGUGGUCACAUAAAACCUGGUAGACCCGGUAGUAGGCCUGGUGGUCGUCCUCCUAGUUCAAAAGAUUCUGGACAAGCAGAGCAAGACAAUGGAGGCAAAGACGGAGACAGCGAUUUUGGACAGCCAGGUUUUGCCGAUUCUGGUAAUGACUUUGAAUUUGGACGAAAAAAACCUUCAGGUAAUAAACCUUCUACUGCAGGAGGUGGGAAGCCAUCGAAAUCUCCUUAUGAUGAGGAUGGCUCAGAUGGUUAUGAUACUGAUGAUGACUUUGGUGAUCUCUUCGGUGAUGGUGGAGGAAAAAAACAGGGGCCAGGAAAGGGAGGUUCUAGCAAAUCAAAACCUACUUCUACAACAAAUAAACCUUUUCUACCUUCCGAUGGAUCUUUUGGUAACGGAAUAUCAAAAGAAGAUAGUAGUGGUUCAAAGGAAGAUGGAGGUUCAAAACCUAGUAAUGAAUACAUACCUCCUAACAAUGGUAAAUCUGGUGAAGGUUCUGAUGAAAAUUAUGGUUCCAAAGGAGAUAGUUUUGGAAAACCAAGUAGUAGACCUUCCUCUACAAGACCCUCAGGUUCAUUCAGACCAUCGAGCAGACCUCAAAGCACAUUUUCAACAGAAGGUGACGAUUUCGGCUUAUUUGGUAGUGAGACCAAUCGACCAAAACCACCACCAUAUCAAGGCGAUACCGGAUCCACAGGCCCAGUUAUCACCAUAGGAGCACCAAACAAAAACUGCCCAAGAUGUCAAGGUGCUGUCUUGACCAACGUUGGAGACACCUACCUCUCAGUACCUCCGGGAGUAUCGGUACGAGCUCACGUACAAGCAAUAGAUUUGCUUCCUUACAGUUCUAGGUUUCCCGGCCCAAGUGAACAAUACAAGUCUGAGUUACCGCUCAACACUGAACAACUCAAUUCAGAAAAUGACAAAAUUGUAGGCGAAGUAGAUAUAACUACUGAAAGUGACAGUGAAGAAUUCACUACUGAAGAGACUACAACAGAUGUUGAUGUUACAACAAAUCUGCCCAAUACGGAUGCACCUACUACUUAGAUUUGAAAUAAUUUAGAUCAGGUAAAUGUUAUCAAAAUGUGCAAAACAUGGUUUUAAAAGUCAUAGAAAAAAACAUAAAACACUUGUAAAAUAAUUUACCAUACCACGCAUUUGAUAAGAAUACAAAAAACUGAAAUUUUUUUAACUAAUUUACAUUGAGUUGGUAUACAUAGUUUCUUAUUUAUAGUAAGUGUCUUACCUUUUGUCUCUAUUAUAUUCCUCCACAUAUUUUCGUCCAUUUUCUAUUUUUUCAUUUCCGCUGGCAGUAUUUUCAGUACAAGGUAGGGCAUAAAACUAUUGGGAGAUAGGGCCAGGUUGUUUGGGCCAAAAUAAUGAAUAAAAGUCGACAGAUUUUUUGUCUUUUUUGCUUAUAAUUUAGCUGUUUAUUUAUAAAUUGUUAUCAAAAUCUGGCUAGAAACAUAUCUUUUGACAAUGAAUAUAAUUUUGAAAGUGAAGAUGAUUCAGAUUUGAUUCCAGGACAGGGUCUCUACAAUGUGCUUAUACAUAUUUCGUAGAAUCCUCGGAGCACCUGUGUAUAGUCUAGUCACAACAUAGGGGGUCCCGUGGACACUUUUAGUUCGCCGCGAUUUGAUGGUGGUAUUAUAGGUUUUUUGGGUCGCUGAAUCCAAUGGAAGUGGUCUAUAAGCCCAAAUGUGGUGCGUUUAAUUGUUAUUAACAAAUUAUGAUAAAAUUAGGUGUUUUUCAGGAAUUAUUAGAAGCCCUGUAAAUAAAUUAAUAGUGUUAAGGUCUUCUCUGGUGUAUUUUUGGUCGAUGAAUCGAAUGCGACUAGUCGCGAUUACUCAAAAUGGGUUUUUAUUUUGUUAAUAACAAAAUAAUUGUUUAUUCGCCGAAAAGCUCGAAAUGCGCUAUCUACAGCAAGUUUGUAGUCUUUUUCAUAGUAUUUUUAUACGCUAAAUCGAUUGCGGCUAGUCGUGAUAGCUUAAACCACGUUCCAAUAUUGUUAUUAAUAAAUUAUUGCAAAAAUAACGGUUUAUAGUACGUUCACUCACGGUUUUUGCUCUAAAUUUUAAAAAACCACUUAGAUUGACAUGAAAUUCGGCAUACACGUAGCUAACAUGUCAAACAAAACAAGUGAUGUUGUGCCGAUUUUACUCUGGGGGUGAGUUUCACCCCUUUUCGGGGGUGAAAAAAGAAACCUUUAAAAUGAGUCCGGAAGUGAAUAAAAUGAUUAAUUCUAAGCAACUUUUGUUCCAUACAGUUUUUUCACUAAGUCAAUACUUUUCGAUUUAUUUGGUUUUUUUGUUGAAAAAUGAACAUAUUCACUCGCAAAUAACUCAAAAAGUAUUGACUUAGUGAUAAAAAGUGUAUAGAACGAACGUUGCUUAGAAUUAAUCAGUUUAUCCAAUUCCGGACUUAGAACAUAUUUUCAGUAACCGUUACUAGUCGCAUUCGAUUCAUCGACAAAAAAUACACCAGACAAGACCUUAACACUAUCAAUUUAUUUACAGGGCUUCUAAUAAUUUCUGAGAAACACUUAAUUUUACCAUAAUUUGUUAAUAACAGUUAAACGCACCACAUUUGGGCUUCAAGACCACUUCCAUUGGAUUCAGCGACCCAAAAAACCUAUAAUACCACCAUAAAAUCGCGGCGAACUAAAAGUGUCCACGAGACCCCCUAUGUUGGGACUAGACUAGUAGAGGCACUCAUUUGACUUACGAAUAUUAUUGUGUUUGUUAUGUUACAUUUUGUUAGGAAAAGCCCCAUGUGGAUGAUUCUUGGUGACACUCCAUAUAAAAGGGUAAAAAUUUUGUUCGAGUAGUUUUGUGUAGUUUACUUGAGGUAGGUUGAUGUUAACUAGCAGGAGCAACAGGAACAAUUCAGUUCCUAGUCUAUGUCUUAAUAGUUAUGGCACACCACGUACACUUUCUUGUGGUAUCAUCUUACUUUUUAUCAUAAGGCAUAUAAAUAAUAUACAGUGCUAGUCAAAAGUCCGUACCCCCCUCGUAUCUUUUGACCGGUUAUACUUAUAAUAGUGAAAUUUGGAGGAAAGAAAUGAACGGGCGUAGGCUGCUUAACUAGUCAUGACAGGUGACGUAAAAGUGACAGAUGACUUUACAGCGCCACUGUGACAGAUAAUUUUAAAUGGUACCCUAUGGUAAGCGAUACCUCGUUUGACAGGUAUUAAAAAUACUCAUUCAGCUAUACUAAUUUUGUUUGAGUUUAAGCUCAUUUGGAUGAAUAAAUGAAAUAAUAUUAAAUUGUAGUUUCGGAUUUAAUUAAUAAAAAUUCAAACCUCCGCCUAUGGUUACUUGUCAAAAAGGUUGACGUUGACGUAAAAACUACUAGAGAGCUGAAAAAUCAUAGAGUUACAUAUUAGCAUAGAGAGAGUGUCAUUCAGAGCGAAGUGACGACACCAUCUUUUUUAUUUGGAUUAGUGUUGUUUCACUCUUACGCAUAGUAAAGCUGCUACAGUUGUCCUCCUCUUCCGUGCCUAUCUUCACACUGAAUGUCAUCAUAGAUUUUCGAUACAAUGUGUUAGAAAGAGAUGCAGCAAACCAGUCCAUGAGAUCUUGUCGUCAGGAAGCGCGGAAGAUAGGCUCCCUCUAUGUUAAUAUAUACCUCUAUGUGAAAAAUGUCAACUUUUUUGACAAAAUAACCAUGGGCGGACAUUUGAAUUUUUAAUAAUUUGAUGCCAAACUACAAAGUUAUAUUUAUUUCAUUUAUUCACCAAAAUCAAAAUCAACUUAAACCCAAAAAAAUUAGUACGACUGAAUAGAUAUUUUCAAUACCUUUCAAAUGAGGUGUCACUUGCCAUAAGGUCCCAUUUAAAAUUAUCUGUCACAGUGGCUCUGUAACGUCAUCUGUCACUAUUACGUCACCUGUCACAACUAGUUAAGAAGCGUACGCCCGUUUAUUUCCUCCCUCCAAAUUUCACUAUUAUAUGUAUAACCGUUCAAAAGAUACGAGGGGGGUACGGACUUUUGACUAGCACUGUAUAUGCAAACAAUAUUAUACGUAUAUAUCAGGGGUGGCCAAGCUUCUUAAUAGGCAGAGCCACUUUUCAUAAGUUAAAAUUUUUUGCGAGCCGCAAUUAAAAACGUAUUCAAAAAGUAUGUAAAGAAGGUAUGUACAAUGUUUUUUAACAGAACUUUUAUUUAUUGAAAACAGAAAUAAAAUUACGCAAUAUUAAAACUUAAUUACAUUUUUGUUUUCCUUAUUCUUCUUCUCGUUGUCCUUAUGCCCAAUAAGAGAGUCGAACUUUGCUAUCACCUAUCACCUAUCCUCCUUUUACCCAUUUCUUCCACGCCUCCCGGCCUUCUUCCCAUUUCCUUCACCUGUUGUGUUGUUUUCCGUCUCUUUGUUCCGAUUUCCUGGAUUUGUUCCCUUUCUACGUCUGCUCCUUCUUCUUUUCCCCUGUCUCUUGGCAUCUGUCACCUUCUUUACUAGUCUGUUCUCGUUCAUGCCAGUUAUAUGUCCAAACCAAUUCAGGUUUUUUUCGAUGUUUUUUCUCUGUUGGUCUCUGUCUUGUUUCUAAUGUUUUCGUUCCUUUCCCUGUCCAACAUUUGUUUUCCUUCUUUUGGUAAUUCUUUAAAAUUUGGUGAAUAAUUUGUAACUUCUCAGUAAUUCUUUCAGAUGCUGGUUAGUUAAUAAUGAUAUGUGUUAGGAUUUCACGAAUUUUAAAAUGGAAUUAAAUGUGCCAUACAAGUACGUUGUUUCUAAUAUGGAAAUAAUUCGACCAGCAUCCUUUUUAAAUUUAGAGUAUGUACUUCGAUUUUGGUACAAAUUUCCCAAAUUCGGUAAUCGGCGUCAACUUAUAGUUUUAUUUUCGAGCUUGAUCUUCUUGCGGCUCUAUUAAUUUUAAUUCACCAGAUGUUAUUUGGGUCAUAUAUUGGUAAUACAUACAAAAAUUCACCUUAUCGACUAUGUAUAUUUCAAAUGAAUUGAGAAAAAAAUGAAGAGACGAUUUAAAAUAUUUUAAGUCUUGAAAUAAAUAUUGGACUUCGGUCAAUAUUCCUUCUGGCUUUUUUAUUUACUCGUUAAGUUUUUCUAGUUUAAUAUUGUAACAAAUUUUUUAAGUCGAGUAAAAUGACUAAAUAUGUAUACAAAUAGGUCUGGAGUGGGUUGAUUACUGACUUUUAUGUCGCGCCUCUCUUAAUAUUCUUUCGCGCAGUUUUCGAUUUGUUAUAUCACUGUUAGCUUGGAUGGAAAUGGAAUUUGUUACAAAGUUCAAUUUGGUCUUUCAUAUUUUUGUUGUCAGUAAUUUAAAAGACAUUCUGAAACACAUAUGGAACGAUAAUAAUUUUUUUCAAUAAUUACACAAAAUUGAAAAGAUCUCGGGUACAUUUAUCGAGAGCCACAAGCAAUUCUUCAAAGAGCCGCAUGUGUCUCGCGAGCCGCAGUUUGGCCACCCCUGGUAUAUAUACAUUAUUUACUUCAAGUACUUUAUUUCGGUCUCAGGGUCCCAAACCUUGUUCAGCAGACAACCGAAGCAUAUUCAUGAAUACUGGAAAUAUAUUGUGUGAAAUAACGAUUUGCGCACCUAUUUGGUUUGAUAUCUAAUUAUUUACAAAAUAUGAAAUAACUUAAAUAUAGUAUUUUUACUACAAAAACGUUAUUACGUAGGUCAAAAUUUUUGACGUAAGAGAACUGUCAAAACAUUAGAAUGUGACUU